Alnus glutinosa is the source of this 1339-nucleotide messenger RNA. Its product is annotated as putative fasciclin-like arabinogalactan protein 20. The transcript has a single exon. Lineage: Eukaryota; Viridiplantae; Streptophyta; Magnoliopsida; Fagales; Betulaceae. The record is from RefSeq and is a predicted model, not a curated record. The coding region runs from base 62 to 1219 and encodes 385 amino acids.
CAAAAUAAAGAGCUCACUCGCACGGCACUUUUCACAGAAAUGUUUGGAUAAAGCUCCGUCAAUGGCUUCCUCACUCCUCAUUGUCUUUCUACUCCUCCUCCUCACGCACUUCUCUCUCGCCUCCGAUCCCAUCCUCAAAUCCGCCAGAAUCCUCUCUGAUUCCGGCCAGUACUCCUCCAUGGCUCUAACUCUAAAGCUUUCCUCCCGAACCCUGGCCCCACAGUCUACGGAAGGAUUGCCCUCUCUCACCAUAUUCGCUCCCUCCAACGCCGCCUUUGUUCGCUCGCCUCCGCCCUCGCUCUCUCUGCUCCAGUACCACCUCCUCCCCCUCGCUUUCUCCUUCCACAGCUUCAAGUCCCUCCCCUUCGGCGCUAAGAUCUCAACCCUGCUCGAGGGUCGCUCGCUCGUCGUCACCACGUCGCCACCCGAUGAAUACGUCUCCUUAAACAACGUCACGGUCAACCGGUCGCCCAUAUACGCUGACGGGUCUUUGAUAAUCUUUGGGAUCGAGGAGUUCUUUGACCCCCUUUUUCGUACUUCGGAGCCCCUCUGGAGCCAUGCCGCCGAUCUUGAAUAUUGCGCAGCCUCCAUGCCAAAUGCUGGGGUGGUUUCUUCGUUCCAGGAAGCCAGCGCGAUGAUGAGGUCCAAUGGGUACUCUGUUAUGGCCUCGUUUCUUCAAAUGCAGUUACUUGGGUUUCAAGAAAAGUCGACUAAGCUGACGGUCUUCGCUCCGGCCGAUGAAGUGAUAAAGAAUCGUUUGGGCAGUUUCAGUGAGUGUUCACCGUCGAUCUUUCAUCGGUAUGUUUUGCCUUGCAGGCUUCUGUGGGGUGAUCUGGUGAAUAUGGAGGAUGGGACGGUUUUAAGGACAUAUUUGGAGGGUUUUACGAUCAAUGUCACCGGGUACCCUGGCAUAUUGGAGCUCAAUGAUGUUCCAGUUAUCUACCCUGACAUGUAUUUCAGCGACUGGCUUGUUGUUCAUGGCGUUCGUGGCAUUCUUGAGGCGCCCGGACCUCCAGCAGAGCAAGAAGAGCAAACAGAGUCACUGCAAAUAGAUCCAGGAGAGGAUUAUCCGUAUCAGGAGCCACCGCAAACAGAGCCGGUGGCGGAUUUUACACAAGCAGAAGUACAAGGGAAAUCUCCAUCUUCAUCUGGUAAUAGUUUUGAGGAUAACCCCACAGGACACGUCCACUUUUCUACUUUUAAUUUCAUUAGUUCGUAGUGUUCUUGGUAGCUUUGUCUUCUCUAUUUCAUUCUGGAUUUACAGAUUGGUAUAUUACUUCUUGUAUUGAGCUGUCUGGUUUCCCAGAUUGGACCUCUUUUCUGUGUAUCUGAUGUAAAU